Argiope bruennichi is the source of this 3065-nucleotide messenger RNA. RefSeq names its product protein inturned-like (gene in). Lineage: Eukaryota; Metazoa; Arthropoda; Arachnida; Araneae; Araneidae. Gene Ontology annotation, biological process: nervous system development; cilium assembly; establishment of planar polarity. The transcript is spliced from 21 exons. The record is from RefSeq and is a predicted model, not a curated record. Gene Ontology annotation, cellular component: cilium; cytoplasm. The coding region runs from base 203 to 2911 and encodes 902 amino acids.
CACACUUUGUUUUCAUUUAAAAAGCUUGUAGCGCGUGGAUUUGUUUGUGUCCUGAAGUUAUGCGGUGUUCAGUGAAGCGUGCUCAAUUUUCUUGUGUAUAAAUUUUCAUUUAUCACCAAUUAUUUACUGUGCAUUCAGCCGCUAGUAUACGAAAUUUAUUAUACAUUUUUUUUAGUAAUUUUUUACCACCGUUAUUUAAAUAAUGGCAGAAAACCUAGAUGAUUCAGAAUGUUCAUCGGAAUAUUGUGAUUCCGAAAGUUGCGGAUCUUCUUGUUAUUCUGGAAGUGAUGAUGAGCUUCAGUUUUUUCCAUGGCUAGAAAAAGUGGGAUCAAGAGGUGAACUAUUUUAUAUAGAGCCAAAUUUUACCCAUUUUUCUUAUCAAGAUGCUUGUGUCAUUAACUGUGAUUCAGAAUCCUUGUAUCAAGCAAAUAACCAAAGAAAAUCUAAGUUAAAUCCUGCAGAAAAAUUUAAAAAAUGGAUGAAAAAACGAAAACGUAAAGUGCGAAAAUCCUUUCCUCUUCUUAAGCAAAAUAAAUAUAAUAACCUUGGUGAUAACAUUUUCCUUGAUCCACUUCUUUCAUUGCCAUCCAGAGAUGUAUAUAUAGAUGUGGAUUCUACAAAACAAACUCUUGGUCGUCGAGUGAUGCUUUGUGAAGAAUUGCUUGGAUUAGAACUUGGUUUGUUUGAAGUGACAAGUCAUUGGCCUAUGGAAAAUAAAAUUAAGGUAUUAGGAUUUGUGCUUGGACAUGAUGUAGCUGAUAUAAAACCUGGUGACUGGUUAAUGUCUAUAAAUGAUAUAACAGUCAAUUUUCAUAACCUGGAUGAAGUUUUGAAAGGACUUUCAUUGCCAUCAAGGGUAAAAUUAACUAUUUCCUCUCCGUAUCAUAAGACUGCCUUAAAGUCUGACAAUAUUCCUGAUCAUCAGGAUAGUGGCCUUGAAGAGCUUCUUGGAAGUCCAGACGUAAUAGAUGAAGUGAAAUCACAGUUACUGGGCAUUCCUCAUGGCAUUUUUUAUCUAGUAAUUGAAGAGGAUUCUAUCGGAAACGAAGGUGUAGUCUACAGGUACCCAAGUGAAGAUACUCCUCUUUUCCAGCUUAAAGGAAUGUUCAUUACUCUUAGUCAUAUGAUAUCUGAUAUUGCUUCGCCACCUCUUUUAAGCUGUAGUAUUUCCAUUCAAGACGAACUUGUCCAUGUGAGUUUUGUUAAAGAAGAAACUGGGACAUUCGUUUUGGCGUUUCCUGGAAAAUGUUGUACUGUUUCUGAAUCUCAACAUUUUGUAACGAACUUGGCCAGACUGCUGAAAUUCCAGUUUUCAUCUUUAAAAGCAGCUUUUGCUGAUGAAAAUCUUAAAAAUCAGUUAGACAAAUUUUUUACUAUUUUCUUCAAACAUUACCUGUCUAAGUAUUCAAGAAGGAAGCAAAUGUUUGAAUCGCAUUUACUGGAUAUCCUACCAAGUGUUCAUUGGCUCCCAUUACCACUUGAUUUAAAGGCAUGUAAAACUGAAAUAGAGGACAUUCUCAGUGAACUGGAAUCAUCAGAUUUUGGAAGUUCAUCUGAAGGAUUUGAUGGGAAUCAACGCAUUUAUAAUAUUCUUGGUUCUUGUUUGUUUUAUAAAGGAUAUUUGCUUUGUAACCAUCUUCCAAAGAGCGAUUUGCUGGAUAUUCAUUUAUUUCUUCAUUAUAAUCGAAUUUUGUUUUUGACCAAAAAGCAAACUGUGUCAGAAAUUAUUAUUUGGAAUGAAGUUUUUCCUAGCCGACAUCAAGAACACAAUUUUUCUGACCCUGAUUUCAUUGAAGUGCAAGGUAGAUGGUUUCUACUUAUUGUUGCAAUGCAUCAUUGUGUUCUCUCGGUUAUUUUGGAAGCUGGUGGAUGUGCCCUAAAGGCUGAUGGAUAUCCUCCACCUGAACCGUUUUAUGUAGAAGAAGUUCAGAACACUUUAAUUAUUUUACACGAUUGUGGUAUAACUUCUGCUAUUGAAAAAAUUAUCCAUCAAUGUGUACCACCUGUGUCGCCUCCUCAUCUGUUUCUGAAGGAUAAGAAGAAUUUGUUUUCAUCUAUUUUCUCUAAUGCUUCAAGUAGUUCUUCCUUGAACACAAGCUCUAAAGGCUUUGCUGUCCCAUGUAAUCAAAAUAGUGCCGUGCUUGAAAAAGGGCAAAAGUUCCUGGAAGAUAUAUCAGCUGACAAAGUAGAUGAUCCUGAAGCAGAAAGGCAGCAACUUCUUUUUGCUAUGGGACCUGCUGAUGGAGAGUCUGAUGUGGAUUCUAGCUAUUCAGAUAUUUCAAAUGAAAAUAUGUACAUGAGGCAAAGCUCUAGAAGCUAUAGUUUUUCAACUGGAUCUACAACAGAAUCGUUGGGAAGUGGAGAAUUCUCUAAUGUUCAGGGCCAAACAUUCAAAAGAGCUAUGUCCAACAAUUCAGACCUUAAUACUUUGCACCUGAGUUACGAUAAUUCCUUUCAGGAGAAUACUCCACAUGUUGUUGCUGGCUUCGAAAAUACUUUAUUUCAGUAUCUUCAUAUGGAUCCAGUAGAAGGUGUGUUUCUCGCUCCUGUGCAUGAUAUAUCUAUUCUUCAUGAAUCAAUGCUGAAAGAUAUUUGGGAUAAUUUUUACCGAUGCUGCUUAAACCUUAGAACUGUAUUUGCACGGUCAUUGAGGAAUGAGGAAAUUAUUAAAUCUUCUGCUGUUACAAAAUAUGGAGUGAAUUCAUUUCUACGAAAUGCCUAUGAGCAAGGAGUUCUGUUUCGAUAUACACCUAAAGAUAAUGCAAAACAGAAGAAUUCAAUGACCUUUUGGGUAAUUGGAAGAUUAUUUUUCACUCCCGAACCCCGCGAGCUUUAUGUUUGUUUCCAGGAUUCUGCACAUCAAGAUAUUGUAGAAAUUGCAUUUCGUCUAGGAUUCGGACUUUCACUGUGAUACAUUUAAUAUUUUACGUAUGUAAAUCUGAAAUUGGUUGUAUUUUGUGCAUAUACAUCAUGUUACUUGAUUUUUGUUCUGUCCUUAUAAGCAUAUAUGUUUAUAUUUUUAUACUGUAUCUUAUGUUUUAAAUAAAAACACUCGAAAAUUGCUC